Plasmopara halstedii is the source of this 1326-nucleotide messenger RNA. RefSeq lists its product as hypothetical. Gene Ontology annotation, molecular function: hydrolase activity. The transcript has a single exon. The record is from RefSeq and is a predicted model, not a curated record. Lineage: Eukaryota; Oomycota; Peronosporomycetes; Peronosporales; Peronosporaceae. The coding region runs from base 1 to 1326 and encodes 441 amino acids.
AUGAGGCUCCGCCAGCUCUUUUCAUCGUUGCUCGACUCGUUUGUAAGUAUUUGGGCAAAUCGCGAUCAACGACAUAAAUUUCUAUGUUGGAUUUCAGGAGGCACAAUAGGUGCGUCUGUUCUACUACUCAUCCUUGAAGCGUCUCGAGGAUUCUGUCGCACUCCAAAAGAAACAGCUCAGCUACUAGCUGGUAUCUCUCGGACACUUUUGAAAACUAUACUUCAGAUCGUUGCACGGGGCUUUAAACCCAAAUUUCCAAAGUGGACACUUCGCUACGAGUUGCUUCACGGACUCAUGCGCUCAGCUGCAAAUAUGUUUGGCGAUCGCAUUGUAGACGUGCAACAUGCUCGUGUAAUUCGUCAUCACAGUGGCCUGUUUGGCACUUUUUUGGGAUGGUUUGCUUGCUGGCAACACGGUCUGAGACUUGAAAGCAUUGAACUUAAUGGACUUGAGCAUCUCUGGCUUAAAUCGAAGACGUCGUUGAAUUCUCGACGCGAUAAACGGAGACUGGUAGUGCUUUUUUAUCAUGGGGGAGGGUAUGCAGUGCUAAGUCCAAGAAUGUAUAUUUCAUUCUGUAGUACCUUAGUAGGUGCCAUCAAGCACGAGUUGGUUUCGGAUGAUGUGGAUAUUGACAUUUUUCUUGCGAAUUAUCGAAAGUUACCAGAACAUCGAUUUCCUGUACCAGCUGAAGAUGCUGUUAGCAUGUACGAGUAUCUUUUGCAGCAUGAAAAGUUGGAACCAUCGCAAAUUAUUGUCGCAGGUGAUAGUGCUGGAGGAGGUCUGGUCAUGUCAGUUCUCCUGCGGGUUCGCGAUGGACUCUUAAGCCGAAAGAAGAAAUUGCCGUUACCACUAGCAGCGAUUCUGAUGUGUCCUUUAGCGGAUCUCACACAUGGUGAAAAUGAGAUUGCAAGUCAAAAUUGUAUUCUUCCGCUCAAUAUGAUUGCUGCUAGUGUCUUGACGUACCAUCCGACACAUGACGAUCCGAAAACAUGGGCCGACGCCUCACCUGUUCAUUGUAACUUGCGAGAUCUUCCACCCAUUUUUCUGCAAGCUGCAACUUUUGACUCGUUGUAUCAGCAUUCAGUUCGACUUCAUGCUAAAGCAAUAGCUGAUGGGGUUGUCAAUUGGGAAUAUGAUGUGCAUGAAGGUGUUCCACAUGUAUUUAUGGUCAUACCAAGCUAUAUCUUGCCUUAUGCUCACGUUGGCGUUCAAAAAAUGGCCGUGUUUGCAGCUCAACACUUUGCUGCCAAACACGAAGGGUUGAGAUGCAAGGAGAAUGAGGUGGGGAAGACUCACAAAGUAGCUUCUGGCGUUAUAGCAGCGUGA